Molecule: messenger RNA, 1888 nt
Organism: Lingula anatina
Lineage: Eukaryota; Metazoa; Brachiopoda; Lingulata; Lingulida; Lingulidae
Source: RefSeq, a predicted model, not a curated record
ACAGGUAUUGGCACAACAGCAGGGAGUAGGCCUUUAUAGUGAGUCACUUAUUCACGUACAUGUACAAUGUAUAUCGAUCUUUAAAUCCAGGCAAGCCGUGCACUGUAACCUUGACAAAGCGAAAGUAGGACGUGGCUUAAACAUACAUUCCAGUAUGGAUUUCAGGUUUAAAUCCACGAUCAUUCUGUUUCUGCUUUUCGUCCUGCUUGGUGUAGUCCCUGCUGACCACAUUUCGUCUGAUGACCCGGUGGACAAAGACGCUUCUGACCGGGUUGUACGAGAAGCCGAACUGGAAUAUAGUCCGCUCAUAGAAGAUGCUGAGACCCGUGUUGAGAGGGAUGUUGCAGUUGUCGGAGCGGUGGUUGCCGUUGCAAAGUUAGGACUGGACGUUAUCAACACCAUACUGAAUAAUUUGCCCGCGGCCAUUACUCGCACUUGUAUUGUGACCAUACGUAACUACCUGGGCACAAAAGCCUUGGUGAAUCCAGUUGUGUAUACUAAGGCAUCGAAAAUGAAAGUGAUUCCACCAGAGAGAAUCGGCCCAGGAGAAGCCACUGUCCUCGAGUUUGAUCAAGUCGGAAGUAGUGGGGAGCCUGAAGGAUCAUUUGUAUACAAUAUCGAGGGGACGGACCUCUAUGUAAUCAUAUUGUUCCACGUGGUACCCCCAAACGCCUACAACGCCAGAAUAUUUUCAUUUGAAGCCAAAUACUCGGACGUCAAGGUAAACCUACACAACGGUAUGAAGACCUUAGCUGAUUAUUACCCUUUAGUAGCAGACGACACCAUUCAGUAUGACAUACGCAAAGAAUGUGGUUACAAAGUGUCUGUCGUCAUGACUGACCACGAGAGGGCUACGAUGCAAGUUGACGUCUAUGAUUGCCCGGAUACUGUUGACCAGACUGCCUUAGUAGUGACCAAUCAAGCCAUUAAUGGAACAAAUGUCGAUCCCCUGGGAUGUAAGCCUGGUGAUUUACCAAACUGUGGGUGCUGCCAGACCAUCUCUUUUGGCAAUACCCUCUUCUUCUUGCCAGCAAUUUUGACAUAUGUGUUCUUUUCUACCCUUCUUGCUAUUUUUUACGGUAUUCCACGAGAUUUUGGUCUUUAAUUUGGCAGAGCCAGGCAUAUUUUCAAGGUCACAAAUUAAACGCAGAACGGUUAAAUGGAUUUUUUCUUUGAAUGAAAUUUUUAAAUUGUAUGGUGCUCUCCUUAAAGACCCAAUUGACUUGUCCCUUCAGUUCAAUGUCACUGAGAACAUUUUAUUUUACUUUUAUUUAAUCUUCUCAGCAAUAGCGAAAUGUUUUCUUUUCAACAUGUCUUGUAAUAUUUUUCGGUAUUUCACAAAAUAUUGUCUUUUAAUUUAGUAAAACCGGAACAUAUUUUGAAACAUUGAAAACGCAUAAAACGCUGAAAGGUUUAAAUGUUUUUUUUUUACUGUAUACUUAAGGAAAAUUACAAUAGAAAUGUUUUUAGACUUUCAUCCCAAUCUGUUAGUAUCUCCAGCACAGUGCCAUAUAUGGAACAUGCACAAUUGAAGUUCUUAAUAGACAACAGAAAUACUGGAACCCUUAGAAAUAUAUUAUGCGUGCAGCUGGAUUUUGUAUCUCGAUAUCGAUAUACAUGUAUAUUCCCCAGUUAAUAUGUAGCAACCUACAGAUAGUUUCAAGAUUUAACUUUUACCAACCAUGUAUAAUAGCAUAUGUUGUAUAGUAUUCUAUGUAAUGUUAGGUAAUUGAUCACGUAAUGAGUUUUUUUUUAUAUUUCUUUGGCGUCACAAUUUGGUUUAAUGUUGUAUUUUGAUAUGCACAUACUCGACAAUAGAAGUGUCAUCACCACUGAACCAAUACUUUGGGGGAGAUAAAUGACUGUGGAAUGAUAUGCUCCUGGUAUC